CCGCGGGCCCCCGGCCUGGGGGGCCUGGACCCCGCCUUCACCAGCACGGAGGAUCUGAACUGCAAGGAGAACCUGGAGCAGGACCUGGGCGACGACAACAGCAACGACCUGCUGCUCAGCUGCCCGCACUUCCGCAACGAGACGGGCGGCGAGUGCGAGCGCAACGUGAGCUUCUCCCGGGCCUGCGCGGGCUCCCCGGGGGGCGCCGCCCAGGGCCCCGGCCCGGGCCGGCCGGCCGAGCCCCCGCUGAGCGCCUACCGCACCAACGCCAGCAUCUCGGUGCUGGAGGUGCCCAAGGAGCAGCAGCGGACGCAGAGCCGGCCGCGGCAGUACAGCAUCGAGCACGUGGACCUUGGCGCCCGCUACUACCAGGACUACUUCGUGGGCAAAGAGCACGCCAACUACUUUGGUGUGGACGAGAAGCUGGGGCCAGUGGCCGUGAGCAUCAAGCGGGAAAAGCUGGAGGACCACAAGGACCAUGGGCCCCAGUACCAGUACAGGAUCAUCUUCCGGACCCGAGAGCUCAUCACCCUGCGAGGCUCCAUCCUGGAGGAUGCCACACCCACGGCCACGAAGCACGGGACUGGCCGGGGCCUCCCUGUGAAGGACGCCCUGGAGUACGUCAUCCCCGAGCUGAACAUCCACUGCCUGCGGCUGGCCCUCAACACCCCCAAAGUGACGGAGCAGCUGUUGAAGUUGGACGAGCAGGGGCUCUGCCGGAAGCACAAGGUGGGCGUCCUCUACUGCAAGGCAGGCCAGAGCUCCGAGGAGGAGAUGUACAACAACGAGGGCGCGGGCCCCGCCUUCGAGGAGUUCCUGGCCCUCCUCGGGGAGAAGGUCUGUCUCAAGGGCUUCAGCAAGUACGCCGCCCAGCUGGACGUCAAGACCGACUCCACGGGCACGCACUCCCUCUACACGACGUUCCAGGACUAUGAGAUCAUGUUCCACGUCUCCACCCUGCUUCCUUACACGCCCAACAACAGGCAGCAGCUGCUGAGGAAGAGGCACAUCGGGAACGACAUUGUGACCAUCAUCUUCCAGGAGCCGGGGGCGCUUCCCUUCACCCCCCAGAACAUCCGCUCCCACUUCCAGCACGUCUUCAUCAUCGUCCGCGUGCACAACCCCUGCUCCGACAGCGUCUGCUACAGCAUGGCCGUGACCCGGUCCAAAGAUGCCCCUCCCUUCGGCCCCCCCAUCCCCAGUGGAACCACAUUCCGCAAAUCUGACGUCUUCAGAGACUUCUUGCUGGCCAAGGUGAUUAACGCGGAGAACGCCGCACACAAAUCGGACAAGUUUCACACCAUGGCCACCAGGACCCGCCAGGAGUACCUCAAGGACCUGGCCGAGAACUGCGUGUCCAGCACGCCCAUGGACUCCUCGGGCAAGUUCCACCUCAUCUCGCUGACCUCCAAGAAGAAGGAGAAGACGAAGGCCCGGGCGGGCGCCGAGCAGCACAGCGCGGGGGCAAUCGCCUGGAGGGUGGCCGCCCAGGACUACGCGCAGGGGCUGGAAAUGGACUGCAUCCUGGGCAUCUCCAACGAGUUCGUGGUGCUCCUGGACCUGCGCACCAAAGAGGUGGUGUUCAACUGCUACUGCGGGGACGUCAUCGGCUGGACCCCCGACGCCGCCACACUCAAAAUCUUUUAUGGCCAAGGAGACCACAUCUUCCUGCAGGCCACAGAGGGCUCUGCGGAGGACAUACGGGAAAUCGUCCAGAGACUGAAGGUGAUGACCAAGGGCUGGGAGACAGUGGACAUGACGCUGCGGCGGAACGGGCUCGGGCAGCUGGGCUUCCACGUGAAGCACGACGGGACAGUGGCCGAGGUGGAGGACUACGGGUUUGCCUGGCAGGCCGGCCUCCGGCAAGGCAGCCGGCUGGUGGAGAUCUGCAAGGUGGCCGUGGUCACCCUGACCCACGACCAGAUGAUCGACCUGCUGCGCACCUCUGUCACCGUGAAGGUGGUCAUCGUCCCGCCUUUUGACGACGGCACCCCCCGAAGGGGGUGGCCGGAGACCUAUGACAUGAAUACCUCAGAGCCCAAGACCGAGCCAGAGAGCAUGACCCCUGGGGGCCGGCCCCCCUACCGCAGCAACGCUCCCUGGCAGUGGAGCGGGCCAGCUUCUCACAACUCUCUACCAGCCUCCAAGUGGGCCUUGCCAGCCACCCCUGGCCACGCCCAGUCCCUGAACCGGCCCCCGAAGCAGAACUCCAUGGUCCCCUUCCGGGAGUCCCAGCCACUGCACAGCAAGAGGCCUGUCAGCUUCCCAGAAACCCCCUACACAGCACCACCAGCAGGGGCCGACAGAGCGCCUCCCUACCGACAGCCUUCUGGAAGCUUCUCCACCCCCGGCUCAGCCACCUACGCAAGAUACAAGCCAUCGCCAGAAAGGUACGCGGCCGCCCCACACCCCCUGCUGUCGUUUGAUCCCCACUUCCCCCACGAUGGAAUGUCCAGCGGCGACUCCUCCUCGGGCGGUCUGACCAGCCAGGAGAGCACCAUGGAGCGCCAGAAGCCAGAGCCUCUGUGGCAUGUGCCCGCCCAGGCCCGCCUCUCAGCCAUGACUGGAAGCAGCAGCAGCAAGCACGCCUCCAGGCAGGACGCAGCCGGCAAAGAUUCCCCCAACAGGCAUUCCAAAGGAGAGCCUCAGUACUCCAGCCACUCCAGCAGCACCACCCUGUCCAGCAACACGUCCAGCAGCCACAGCGACGACCGCUGGUUCGACCCCCUGGACCCCCUGGAGCCAGAGCAGGACCCCCUGUCCAAGGGCGGCUCCAGCGACAGUGGCAUCGACACCUCCCUCUACACCUCCAGCCCCAGCUGCCUGCCCCUGGCCAAGACACCGCAACGGCCCGCCAACACGCACAAGCCCCAAGGCGGCCCGGGCCUCUGUGGCGGGGGACGGGAAGCUGCCGGGAGGCCCCACCACAUGGACAGAAGGCGGGAGGUCUCACCCGCCCCGGCGGUGGCUGGCCAGAACAAGGGCUACCGGCCGAAGCUGUACUCCUCAGGCUCCAGCACCCCGACAGGCUUGGCCGGCGGCAGCCGAGACCCACUGAGGCAGCCCAGCGGCACUGGCUACCCCACUCAGGUUUACAAAACUGCCAGCCCAGAGACGCCUCGACCCCCACCGCUGGCCCAGGCCAGCCCCUUCCAGCUCUCCGCCUCUGUCCCCAAUUCCUUCUUCUCCAAGCAGCCUGUGCGCAAUAAGCACUCCACAGGGUGGAAGAGAGCCGAGGAGCCCCCGCCACGACCACUUCCCUUCACCGACCCAAAGAAGCAGGUGGACACCAGCACGAAAAACGUCUUUGGGCAGCCUCGUCUGAGGGCAUCGCUCCGCGACCUCCGCUCACCCCGGAAGAACUACAAGUCCACCAUUGAGGAUGACCUCAAGAAGCUCAUCAUCAUGGACAGCCUGGGGCCUGAGCAGGAGCGAGACGCCGGGCAGUCCCCACAGAAGAGCCUGCAGCGGACACUGUCUGACGAGAGUCUGUGCAGUGGGCGCCGGGAGCCCAGCUUCGCCAGCUCGGCCAGCCUGGAGCCGGGGCUGCCCAGUGACGUGCUCUUCACCAGCACCGCCGCCUUCCCCUCCAGCACACUGCCUGCCCGCCGCCAGCACCAGCACCCCCACCUGCCCGGCGGCCCCAGCACCAGCCCUGCCACCACCACUGGAAACAGCUUCCCAGAGAAGAAAUCCGCCAUCUCUGCCUCAGAGCUCUCCCUGGCUGAUGGACGGGACCGGCCCCUGCGGCGCUUGGACCCUGGGAUGAUGCCACUCCCUGACACGGCGACCGGCCUCGAGUGGUCCAGCUUGGUGAAUGCGGCCAAGGCAUAUGAGGUGCAAAGAGCCGUCUCUCUCUUCUCUCUACAUGACCCAACCCUGAGCCCGGACAUCCCACCUGCACACAGCCCUGUGCACAGUCACCUGAGUCUGGAGCGGGGGCCCCCGACCCCCAGGACCACCCCGACCAUGAGCGAAGAGCCGCCGCUGGAUCUGACGGGGAAAGUGUACCAGCUGGAGGCCAUGCUGAAGCAGCUGCACACAGACCUCCAGAAGGAGAAGCAGGACAAGGUGGUGCUGCAGUCGGAGGUGGCCAGCCUGCGGCACAACAACCAGCGCCUGCAGGAGGAGUCCCAGGCCGCCAGCGAGCAGCUGCGCAAGUUCGCGGAGAUCUUCUGCAGGGAGAAGGAGCUCUGAGGCUCCCGCUGACCCACCGCGGCAGACUGGGGCUCCUGCUCUCCAGAAAUCACCCAGCAGGGAAACUUGGGGCUGCCCAGGCUGACCUGUUCUCUGGCUUUCUCCCUGCCCCCACCCCCAGCUGCCCCUCAGGGCAGGGCCACCCCCAGGGGCUCACCCCACUGUCCCCAUCCAGCCUCUUCCUAGGACCAAGCCAUCAAACUGUAGGAAGGGUUCCAAAUCUCCGAGCUCAGAGUCCACUGGCUAGGCGUCUGCACCACGGAUGCCCCCUGCAUGACACAUCCCAGUGUGACACCCCCCCACCCAGAGAGCUGAGGGGACCGCCCCACACCCAGUGUGCUAGCCCCCAGAGCAGGAAUCACCCUCCCCUACUCCUGGGCUGGAAACGGCUGGGGCACCCAGAGCGGGGUGGUUUCUACAGUCUUGCCCUCAGCCCCCUCCCCCCCACCAUUGGGGGGGUGCUCUCCGGGCUUCCCACCUGCAGCAGCAGCCUUGUUGCUGCCCCAGAGGGCUCCUGGGGCCUUGGGGACAGGCUGGAGGAAAGGCACCCUCCUUGUCUGCUUUGCUCCUUUGAGCCCCAGCCCCAGCACUUUCACUGUGCUUCCCAAGGAGUGACCCCAGCCCAGACGCAGGCUCUGGAAAGGCAGUGAGGCAGCCAGGCUGGUGUGGAACCACGCCAUUCACCCAGGAAAGGUUCGGUUUUGUUUCUCCCUUCUUUAAGAACACAAAUAUAUAUAUACAUAUAUAUAUUUAUUUUUUCACCUAGAGCUGCGCCAGUACAGGUGGGCCUGGCCAUAGCCUGCCGACCCCCCUCAAGCUGAGGACGCAGGCUGUAGGAGAGGGAGCCUGACUUGCAGAGUGGCACCCACUGGGCUGGGAGCCAGGGGAGCGCCCCCUCACUGAUGGAGGGGCCCAGGUUGGGAGGCGAGAGAAGCAGGCACUCAGUGCCCCCCAUGAUCGCCCUCCCAGCCCUCGGGCAGCACAGAAGCCCCUCUGAGAACCCUGGGGCAGCUCCUAACCUCGGGGAUGGGGUGCUGCCCAGUGCUCUUCCACCCAGGCCGACUACUGUGAUGUCUGCCCCACCCACCCCUCUCUGGGAGUUCCCCAGACCUGAACCUGGAGCUUUUUUUUUUUUUAAUUGUCAACCCCUCCUCAUCUUCAGAUCAUUCUAAUCAUUUUGGGGACCUAAUCAUGUACAUUGACAGAUGUAAAUUAUGAUUUUUUCCCUACUUUUUUAAGGAUCACUACAAAUCUAUUUAAUUUGAGGUUGGUAUUCUAUCUUAAUGGCUGAAGAUAGAGCAGUUUUGGUUUUUCCCCUCCUAUGUAGAUUUGUUUCAUUUGGAUUUUUCUGUUAUUUUUCUCUGUUGCCUUUUUUAUUGUUUUUUCCUUCCUUGUCUUGAGAUUUUCGGGCAUGUUUCUGGAGGUUUCAAAGAAAAUAAAUGUUUCAUAGAAA
Messenger RNA from Echinops telfairi (small Madagascar hedgehog), 5650 nucleotides. It is a transcript of the gene SIPA1L3, whose product is annotated as signal induced proliferation associated 1 like 3. The record is from RefSeq and is a predicted model, not a curated record. Gene Ontology annotation, biological process: establishment of epithelial cell polarity; regulation of small GTPase mediated signal transduction; epithelial cell morphogenesis. Gene Ontology annotation, cellular component: cytoplasm; Golgi apparatus; plasma membrane. Lineage: Eukaryota; Metazoa; Chordata; Mammalia; Afrosoricida; Tenrecidae. The transcript has 20 exons. The annotation marks the transcript as partial. Gene Ontology annotation, molecular function: protein binding; GTPase activator activity.